This is a messenger RNA of Sordaria macrospora k-hell, 954 nucleotides long. RefSeq lists its product as uncharacterized. Gene Ontology annotation, molecular function: catalytic activity. The record is from RefSeq and is a predicted model, not a curated record. NCBI's taxonomy places the organism in Eukaryota, Fungi, Ascomycota, Sordariomycetes, Sordariales, Sordariaceae.
AUGGCAGUAAUAAACCAAGCAGCAGCCAAGCUCCGCGCUCAACUCUUCGACUCGGAUGAGCUCAUCGUUUGCCCGGGCGUGCAAGAUGGUCUCUCUGCAAGGGUUUGUCUUCAGCAGGGUUUCAAGAAUCUGUACAUGACCGGCGCAGGCACAGCAAUUUCCCUCUUGGGAAUGCCUGAUCUCGGCCUAACCACCGCGGACGACAUGGUCCGUCAAGCGUCCACGCUCGCCUCCCUCGAUCGCUCCGUGCCCCUAAUCGCCGACAUCGACACCGGCUUCGGCGGGCCGGUAAUGGUCUCCCGGACUGUCGAGCGCUACAUAUUGGGUGGUGUAGCUGGUUUGCACUUGGAAGACCAAGUAACCACCAAGCGCUGCGGCCACUUGGGCGGGAAGGAACUCGUCGACGUUACCACCUUCGCAUCACGCAUCAAAGCGGCGCGCGAAGCGAGGGAGAGGUUGCAGAGUGAUCUCGUCAUCAUCGCCAGGACCGACGCUUUGCAGGGUAUGGGUUUUGAUGAGGCAGUUAGCCGGUUGAAAACCGCAGUGGAAGCCGGUGCGGACGUAGUGUUCCUGGAAGGUGUCAAGGAUCGGGAAGAGAUGAAGAAGUUUACCGAGACCAUGGCCCCAACGCCGUGUUUGGUCAAUUUGGUACCCGGCGGACUGACGCCGUUGGUGAACGCCAAAGAGGCCAAGGAGUUGGGGUACAGGAUUGCCAUCUGGCCCUGCUUUGCCAUGACGCAUGCGUAUUUGGCAUACCAGAAGGCGGCGAGGGAGUUGAUGGAGACGGGGGCGGUGACUGCUGGGUUUACCGAAAAGCAAAAGAGCGAUGGGGAGGAUGCCAGUGGUGAGCAGGUGCCGGGUGGGAUCAGGGAGCUUUUUGAGCUUUGUGGGUUGAGUGAGUGCGUGGAGUUGGACAAGAAGAUGGGUGGACAGACGUUUUCGAAGGGAGUUUGA